Molecule: messenger RNA, 1911 nt
Organism: Heteronotia binoei (common prickly gecko)
Lineage: Eukaryota; Metazoa; Chordata; Lepidosauria; Squamata; Gekkonidae
Product: Krueppel-like factor 15
Exons: 2
Coding region: 93-1208 (371 amino acids)
Biological process (GO): regulation of transcription by RNA polymerase II
Molecular function (GO): DNA-binding transcription factor activity, RNA polymerase II-specific; RNA polymerase II cis-regulatory region sequence-specific DNA binding
Source: RefSeq, a predicted model, not a curated record
GUGGUUGUUUUCUUGCAGGUGGAUCUAUAGCUUUCUAGACUUUGUGAUUUUCAGCCACUGGUACGCCUAUUUAUGAAGAAGACGACCAACUAAUGGUCUCAGUAAAUGAUAGCAAACUGGUGUCUGCUUCAGGUCCAUUUAUUACGUCUGCUUCUGUUCAACUAAACAGUGCAGCGGAUGCACUUGAGCCCGAUAUUCCACCAUUAAGCCUGGUGGAGGGUUGCAAUGGAGAACAGGUAUCAAAUCCAGCGAUUCUCUCGAGCCUUCCCUACUCACUGGAGAUGGAUGUCUCACUGUCUAAGGUAAAGAAGGUAGUAGAGAAACCCCAGAGCACCAUCUGUGAAGCCCAUCUCAAGCUACCUGAUUUUUGCACAGAACUCUCUAGGGAUUUCAUCCCUACGCUGGAGGAGAUUGAGGAGUUCCUGAAUGAGAAGACAGCAUUUCUUAAGGAUGAGCCAAACAACAAGCAAUCAGUAGAAGGGCAGCUUGAGAUAAAAUCUGAGAUCAAUUUGAGCAGCCCUUGGAAUCAGUGUACCUCUAGAACUGCUCUAAAUGAAGACCUUUCAAUCUGUAUUCCAUCUGGUGUGGCAGCUGCAGAUACAAGCAGCCCUGAAACAAUGGGAAAUGUUCCUGUUGUUCUUCAGAUUCAGCCCAUUCAAGCAAGUGAAGGUAGUUCCUCAACUCAGGGCCUUACUGGAAGUAUCAAAGUGGCCCAACUGGUCGUCAAAAUGCAAGACCAGAGUGUGACCAUUCUUCCUCAGGUCAUCCAGAGCCCUAUGAUAAGCACAGACCAGAAAUAUGUACGAAUAGCUCCUUUGCCUGUAACACUGAGGCCAGGAGUUAUUGGAAACACAAGGAACAUGGAAGCCAAGGUCCCCAAAGCUUCCUCUUCUGUCAUCCGAGUUCACAAGUGCACACAUCCUGGCUGCACCAAGAUGUACACCAAAAGUUCUCAUCUGAAGGCUCAUUUCCGACGCCACACUGGAGAAAAGCCAUACACCUGUACAUGGCCAGACUGUGGCUGGAGGUUUUCCCGUUCAGAUGAACUUUCUCGCCACAAACGUUCUCAUUCUGGACUCAAGCCUUAUCAGUGCCAAGUUUGUGAGAAGAAAUUUGCCCGCAGUGACCACUUAUCCAAACACAUGAAGAUCCACAAAGUGUCAUUCAGUUUGGGAAGCCAGACAAAUCAAAGUUGUGGUAAAAGUUAGUCUUCCUUCAUUGCCUUGGUAGGAGAAAAAUUCCAGGCAAGAUAAAUGGAAGUAUAAAAGACCAUAUUUCUUUGGAAGAGGAGGAAAUAAGACACUGAUUGUGUCAGAAUCUGUGGAAAGUCCAAAGCCUACCUCUAACCUGAACAUGCCUUACAAUCAGAGUCACCUCCAAUUGGAGUCUACUGUUCUUGUGAACUUUUGUAAAAUCUGUAAUUAUGUUUGAGGGAUCUAUUUGACAAUUCAGGAUGCUAGAGCAGGUGCAGGGGUAAAAGAGUCUUUGCUUUCAAUUUUGGAAUGCUGAUUUUAGAGGCAUUUCUAAUGCUCCUGCCAUGGUGGACACUAGGGAUACUUACAUGAAUCAGAACUGCAUUUUACAGUGUUUCUUUCUCAAUAAGCAUACAUUUUAUCAUCAAGUCUAGAACUGACAACUAGAAGGGGAAGACCACCAGGCAAAUGUUUGCUAAAAACUGACAAAUGGAGGAGUCAAAAUCAGAAACUCUCUUGUUGCCAGAAAUGGGUUUCAUAGCAUUCAGUGCCAUUUGCUUUAGUCAACAGUAUUAGAGAAAUAAUUGAAUUUUGGAUAACUGAAUUUCAUUUUGGUUUCCAUAGCCAAGAUUUAAAUGCUUAUUCUGUGGCUCAUGAUGCAAAGGCCGUCAGUGCCUCAGAAUGAUACCCCCAAGGACCCUUACGUUUCUGUUUUUGG